This is a messenger RNA of Amborella trichopoda, 1763 nucleotides long. Its product is annotated as cationic amino acid transporter 7, chloroplastic. Gene Ontology annotation, molecular function: amino acid transmembrane transporter activity. Lineage: Eukaryota; Viridiplantae; Streptophyta; Magnoliopsida; Amborellales; Amborellaceae. The record is from RefSeq and is a predicted model, not a curated record. Gene Ontology annotation, cellular component: plasma membrane. Gene Ontology annotation, biological process: transmembrane transport; amino acid transport.
AUGUCCACCCCUCACCACCAUGAAAGUUGUUUCUCCAUCUUCCUCUAUAACCUCUCUCAAACACCAAGAAGGCUUAGAGAGAGAGCAGGUGCAACUUGCUCUAGUGAUGAAGAGCUCACAGAGAUUCGACAAAGAUCGGGGGCCGACAUGAAGCGAAAGCUCGAAUGGUACGAUCUUGUGGCCCUCGGUAUUGGGGGCAUGUUAGGGUCCGGCGUCUUCGUCACCACUGGAACUGUCGCCCUCAAUGUCUCUGGCCCUUCUAUCUUUAUAUCUUAUAUGGUGGCUGGGAUUGCAGCUCUUCUCUCUUCCUUGUGCUAUACCGAGUUCUCAGUUGAGAUGCCUGUUGCUGGUGGGGCAUUCAGCUAUCUAAGGAUCACAUUUGGUGAAUUUGUGGGUUACUUUGGAGGGGCAAAUUUGUUAAUGGAAUAUGUUUUAUCAAAUGCUGUUGUGGCUAGAAGCUUCACAGAAUAUCUGUGCAGUACAAUUGGGGUGACAGAUCCAAAUGCAUGGAGAAUAGAGGUGGCCUUUCUACCAAAUGGUUAUAACAUGUUGGAUUUCACUGCAGUUGGUCUUAUCGUUUUGCUCACAAUUUGUUUGUGUUACAGUACAAAGGAGAGCUCACUAUUGAACCUAGUUAUGACAGUAUUUCAUGUGGCAUUCGUCGGGUUUGUGACCAUUGUCGGAUUUAGCAAUGGAAGUGUGAAGAACUUAGUGAAGCCAAAAGGGUUGGCUCCUUAUGGCAUAAAAGGGGUCUUUGAUGGGGCAGCCAUAGUUUAUAUAAGCUACAUUGGCUAUGAUUCAGUAUCCACAAUGGCUGAGGAGAUUAGGAACCCAUCUAAGAGCUUACCUGUGGGAAUUGCUGGUUCAGUGGCAAUUGUUUCAAUCCUCUACUGUUUAAUGACAUUGGCCCUCUCAACCAUGGUUCCUUACAAUGAGAUCAUUGCCACUGCACCAUUUUCCUCGGCUUUCAAGAGGAUAGUAGGGUGGCAAUGGGCCGGAAAUGUGGUUGGAGCAGGUGCUAGCUUGGGCAUCAUCACUUCUCUCCUGGUGGCCAUGUUAGGCCAAGCAAGAUACAUGUGUGUGGUGGGGAGAGCUCAUCUUGUUCCCUUAUGGUUUGCACGUGUGAACCAAUCAACAGGCACCCCUGUAAAUUCCACUCUUUCCUUGGGGAUGUGCACUGCAUUCAUUGCCCUCUUUGCAGGGCUUGACCAGAUACUAGAGAUGAUCUCCAUAGGAGCACUCCUUGUGUUCUACAUGGUCGCAAAUGCACUCAUUUAUCGAAGAUACGUAAGGCCCGGAUUCUCUAGGCCACUGCCCACAUUGCUCUUCUUAGUAAUUCUCUCUGCUAUUUCAUGUGGCUUUGCAAUACAAUGGAAGUUGGAGAGAGGCUGGUGGGAACUCGGUAUGUUUGGCUUGGCCUACAUCUCCAUGAUUGCAAUAUUUCAGGGGUUGGUCACACCGGUCUAUAGGCCGGCUAAGUGGCGGGUCCCGUUGAUGCCGUGGCCCGCUUCGGCGUCUAUAUUUUUAAAUGUGUUCCUGUUAGGUACAUUGAGGAGGAGGUCCUACCAAAGGUUUGGGAUAUGGAGUUUGGUGGUGUGUUUGUUUUACUUGUUGUAUAGUGUUCAUUCCACCUACAAUGCUGAAGACCAGAAAACUAAUGCAGAUGGAGGGAGCGCAAGCUUGGCCUCCAAUGGGGAACAAAAUAAGGUUGAAAUCCAAAUGGAGUGACCACAAUAAUGGUAAUAGUGAGAAGUCUCUUUCUC